AUACUCAUUUUCAUCCAACGCGGAUUAAUACAAUUGUGAAUGUCACGCACGUGUAAAAGUGCCAGAACACCAAUGUAAACAAACAUGACAGAUUGUGUUGUAGUCGCUGCAAAAAGUGACAGAAAGGUUAUAACUGGCUCGAAAGGUGCAAGAAGGACAGCACAUCAGAUCCCAGAUGAAAUAUUGCACGAUGCCAAGCUGAUAGAGGCAGUUAAACAGUUGCCGUCCAAUUAUAAUUUUGAAAUUCCAAAAACAAUAUGGCGGAUCAGACAGGCUGCUGCAAAGAGAGUUGCUCUACAAUUUCCAGAGGGUCUUUUGAUGUUUGCCUGUACAAUAUCGGACAUCAUUGAACAAUUUACUGAUGCAGAUACUUUGAUAAUGGGAGAUGUGACAUACGGUGCAUGCUGUGUGGACGACUACUCUGCACGAGCUCUAGGUGCAGAUAUAAUGAUCCACUAUGGUCAUAGCUGUCUAGUACCUAUAGACAGGACAGAAGGGAUACAGAUGUUAUAUGUGUUUGUAGAUAUAAAGAUAGACACUGUUCACUUUAUAGAAACAUUGAGACACAACUUCCCAAGAGAAACAAGCCUGGCAUUAGUUAGUACAAUACAGUUUGUCACAGCUUUACAGUCUGUGAGUGAACAUCUUAAAGAAGAAUACAAGAUCAUUUUACCGCAGUGUAAGCCUCUGUCACCUGGAGAAAUUCUUGGCUGUACAUCACCAAAACUGACUGGAGCUGAUGUCAUAGUCUAUUUGGGUGAUGGCAGAUUUCAUCUGGAGUCGAUAAUGAUCCAAAAUCCUGAUAUACCAGCAUACAGAUAUGAUCCAUACAGCAAGGUGUUUUCUCGGGAAUAUUACGAGACAGAUAAGAUGCACGAGAUACGGAGGGAAGCUAUUGCACGUGCUUCACAUGCUCAACAAAUUGGAAUUAUACUUGGAACCCUUGGAAGGCAAGGCAACCCUAAAAUUCUACAGCACCUACAAGAUCGUAUAUUGGAAUGUGGCAAGAAGUAUGUGACUGUGUUACUAUCAGAGAUAUACCCCAACAAACUUGCACUUUUCAAGGAUAUAGAUGCUUGGGUACAGAUUGCCUGUCCAAGAUUGUCUAUUGACUGGGGAAUGGCUUUUGAUAAACCAUUGCUGUCACCUUAUGAGAUGUCAGUGGCUUUGAAUUCUGUACAAUGGCAGACUGUGUACCCAAUGGAUUUCUAUGCUAAUGACAGUCUGGGAGCAUGGACAAAUAAUAAUGAAGCUCAUAGACCGGUCAGACAGAGAAAAACUAAACCAGUCAAAAUUGUUACAAAAACUGAGAAGUCUGAUUCACCUGGAAGCUUGAAGGGAGAACAUACAAAGACUAAUUCAUCAAAUAAAAGUGUAGAGGAAGCAAGUGCUUUGAAUAAGGUUGUUAAAGAUUUUCAUGCAACCAUACAGGGUUGCAAUGAAACUCACUGUUGUAAUACUGGUACUAACAAAUGUUGUGUCAAUGACACUUGAAAUGUGUUUUUUUUAAGAAUACAUAAAAUAAAAGCUAAAAAGAACCAACAAGA
Mercenaria mercenaria is the source of this 1547-nucleotide messenger RNA. Its product is annotated as 2-(3-amino-3-carboxypropyl)histidine synthase subunit 1-like. Gene Ontology annotation, molecular function: 2-(3-amino-3-carboxypropyl)histidine synthase activity. The record is from RefSeq and is a predicted model, not a curated record. NCBI's taxonomy places the organism in Eukaryota, Metazoa, Mollusca, Bivalvia, Venerida, Veneridae. The transcript is spliced from 12 exons. Gene Ontology annotation, biological process: protein histidyl modification to diphthamide. The coding region runs from base 85 to 1494 and encodes 469 amino acids.